AUGUCGCAUUCUUCCCUUUCCACACUCUCCCUCGCAGACGACAUUACUCUUUCAAUACAAUACUAUUUUUCUUUUUCUUUCCCACUCGUUCUCUCUCUCUCUCUCUCUCUCUCUCUCUCUCUCUCUUUAACUUUCCUCCUUUUCUCCCUCCACCCCUCUCAACGUCCAUCUUUCACUGUAAUACUUUUUACCACUCAAUUUAUCACUCUCUCUAUUUCACUCUACAAUACCAUCUCUCUCUUUCUUUUCUCUCUUACAAACUCUCUUAUUAAAGUUCACCAAGACAGAGAAAUACUAUAUUUCUCUCUUUAUUCUUUCUCUUUCUUUUUCUUUCUCUCUCUCUCUCUCUCUCUCUCAACUCCCAUAUUUUGCAGCAAUUUUUCUCUCCUUUCCUCACACACACAUACACACGCUCUCUCUCUCUCUCUCAUUCCCCCAGUUACUACAAUACUCUUCCUUUCCCACUUUUACUGCAAUACCAGAUUUCUCUCUAUUCAUCAUAUUCUCUAUCACCCACCUCCUUCACUCAAUCCUAUUUUCCACCUCCUUGAAAAUAAUAAUAAUAAAAAAGACUAUGCCUAUCAAAUUCCCUUAUAG
Molecule: messenger RNA, 597 nt
Organism: Acanthosepion pharaonis
Lineage: Eukaryota; Metazoa; Mollusca; Cephalopoda; Sepiida; Sepiidae
Source: the annotation of a GenBank genome assembly